Molecule: messenger RNA, 1565 nt
Organism: Panicum hallii
Lineage: Eukaryota; Viridiplantae; Streptophyta; Magnoliopsida; Poales; Poaceae
Product: basic leucine zipper 23-like
Exons: 2
Coding region: 654-1310 (218 amino acids)
Biological process (GO): regulation of transcription by RNA polymerase II; DNA-templated transcription
Molecular function (GO): RNA polymerase II cis-regulatory region sequence-specific DNA binding; DNA-binding transcription factor activity, RNA polymerase II-specific
Source: RefSeq, a predicted model, not a curated record
GGAUUCGCUCCCUUUCUAUCCUCUCCGCCGCCUCCGAUCCGAUAACGUCACUCUCCUAGUCUCCACCUCUCCCCUCCCUCUCUUAUUUCCUGAGGUUCUCCUCCCACCGUGAUUCCUGAAAGAAAAGGAGAAAGGCGAGCCAACACCAACAUAAAAGAUUGGUCGAGAGGAGACGGACCCAAAAGUGAAAAGGGCUAGAGGAAGCCUUCUUCUUGCAAGAAGCAACCCUGUGUUGGGAGGUCUUCCCUCAGCUCCAGACCCCUUCCGCCUUCAGGAAAAGAAUUUGAUGCACUUCGUCGGCUUGGGGGGUUCUUGCCCUGGUUGGGAUAUUGUGAGGUUGUGCUAUUUAGCGGUCAGAGUUUUCCAUAUGUUCAUGCUCCUGACCACCAUGGAAAUUUGGUACUUACAUGAUCUCUUGACUAUUCAAUCACAAACCAGUAAUCUAGGGGUAACUUAAAUAUCUUCUGCUUUCGAAAAAGCACAAAUUCAAAUUUCUUUCGAAUUUGUUUCGACUUAAAUGAGACCUGGCUAAAUCAGUGAGCUUUUCUGGAACAUGUUUACCCAGUUCUUGAGUUAUUGAAGUGCUUUGGCACUUCUGUUCAACUUGGGCCACUUAACCGUAGAGGGAGAUUUUUCUGGCACUUUUUGGCACAAUGGACGAUGGAGUAGACCUUCCAAGCCAUCUUCUGUUGUUACACCAUGAGAUCUCUUGUGGAUUUGACGAUUUCCUGAAGAGUACAACUGCAUGUACUCAUACACAUACUUGUAAUCCACCGGGGCCAUCGGCAGCUAUGCAUACCCACACAUGCCUCCACACGCACACGCAAGUCGUAGCCUCUGACGAAGAGCUGAGGAAGCCCCGGAAACCUUUGGGAAAUAGAGAGGCUGUGCGCAAGUACCGGGAGAAGAAGAAAGCACAUGCAGCCUUCUUAGAGGAGGAAGUCAAGAAACUCCGUGCCACCAACCAACAGCUGCUGAGGAGAUUGCAGGGACAUGCAGCUCUGGAGGCUGAGGUGGUGAGGUUGAGGGGCCUCUUGUUUGAUGUCCGAGGCAAGAUCGAUGCAGAGAUCGAUUCGUUCCCGUUCCAAAAGCAUAGCAGUGUUGAUUCUGUUAUCUGUACAGACCCUCCUCUUUGCGUCAACCCUGAUGCCGAGCUAGCAGCCCGGGUGGCCAGCUCUGGUGGACCAACAAUUUUGGAUUUUGAGAUUGAUGAAAGUGGCAGUAUUUCACGAGAAAUCGAUAUUCCUGAAGUGGUUAAUUCGAUGGAUGCUGCUGGAAGCUUGCUGAACUCAGACUCAUUAGUUGAAUGACUUUUGACAAGCUGCUUUUGAGCAUUUUCAGAUCCAUCCCAGUUUGGUUUGCUUCUUGUUGUUGGUACUAAUUCUAGUUACUUGUACGGUUGUACCCUGUUUGAAUAAUUGGUGGCUAUGGGCAGGUGUAUGAAGCUGAUAUACCCUGUUUAGACGCUGCUGGUUAUAAGUUCUAAUUCUACUUGUAUCUGCUCAGUGAUCACUGUACUUGCAUGAUAUUAGUAAUGGAAGAAGUGCUAUUCUUUGUUCUGCAGA